This is a messenger RNA of Quercus lobata, 1069 nucleotides long. RefSeq names its product probable E3 ubiquitin-protein ligase BAH1-like. Lineage: Eukaryota; Viridiplantae; Streptophyta; Magnoliopsida; Fagales; Fagaceae. The transcript is spliced from 5 exons. The record is from RefSeq and is a predicted model, not a curated record. Bases 1 to 1068 code for a protein of 355 amino acids.
AUGAAAUUUGGAGAGGCGUUCACGGAGUACCUGCAUGGAGAACUGGACAAGUUCUUGGAAAACUGUGGGCACGUCGAUUAUAAGACUCUCAAGAAAGUACUCAACACCUGUCGGAGCUGCAACACUUUACGUCACUCUUGCUCCUCUGAUUCUUCUGAAUGCCAAUGCCAUUCUUGCCCAUUGUGUGAUCAGAAGUUCUUUUCUGAGUUGAUGAAGGAAGCUUCACAAAUAGCUGGAUGCUUUAGCUCGAGAGUCAGGCAUCUCCUUCAUCUUCAUGUUGCUACUGGAAUGCAAAGAUAUGUAUUGAGCUUGCGUCAUUGUUUCAAGGAUGAUCAGAAAGCCAGGGUACUAGAAGGAUGGAUGCUGAUUGAAUAUGCUCUCAUGAAUGCAAUUGCAAUCAGAAAAAUUCUUAAGAAGUAUGACAAAAUUCAUGGCUCUGUAAAAGGGAGGAAAUUCGAAUCCAAGUUGCAGGCUGAACAUGUUGAGCUUUUGCAAUCACCUUGGCUUAUAGAAUUGGGUGCCUUUUACUUGAAUUCUAAUGGAUCAGAUGAUGGAGGCUUUAAGGAGGCUUCUAGUAACUUUUCCUGUGAUUUCAAUGUGAACCCACCUGUAAUGACAUUGAUGCUUCCACAUCUGAUAAAGCUAGAACUUGAUCUGACUUGUGCUGUUUGCUUGGUGAGAUCUUACUUUCAGUAUACUGCAAAGAAAAUGAAAAUUUGGAUUUUGUAUGCGUUCUCUUAUGCCUAUCUCAUUAUGCUUUCGCAGGAUACUGUUUUUAAUCCGUAUGCUUUGAGUUGUGGUCAUCUUUUCUGUAAGUCCUGUGCUUGUUCAUCUGCUUCUGUGUUUCUCUUGGAAGGCCUUAGAGCAGCAAGUCCAGAGUCGAAGUGUCCAAUAUGCAGAGAGGUUGGAGUAUAUACAAGAGCAGUGCACAUGUUAGAACUGGAUAUGCUCUUGAAAAGAAGGUGCAAAGACUAUUGGAAGGAGAGACUAACUGAAGAACGUGCUGACAUGUUGACUCAAUCUAAGUUGUAUUGGGGUACACAUGCCAGGAAUGCAAUUGGGUAUUGAC